This is a messenger RNA of Syzygium oleosum, 1733 nucleotides long. RefSeq names its product polyamine oxidase 1. Lineage: Eukaryota; Viridiplantae; Streptophyta; Magnoliopsida; Myrtales; Myrtaceae. Gene Ontology annotation, biological process: polyamine catabolic process. Gene Ontology annotation, molecular function: polyamine oxidase activity. The transcript has 10 exons. Bases 84 to 1577 code for a protein of 497 amino acids. The record is from RefSeq and is a predicted model, not a curated record.
UUCCCCUCUCCUCCUCGCAACGCAACCCAACUCAGCACCCCCCCAACGCCCACAACCUCCCUCUCCCUCCCUCCCCCUCCCUCAUGGAUCCUCCGUCUCGCUCCUCCGUCAUCAUCGUCGGCGCCGGCGUCUCCGGUAUCUCGGCGGCCAAGGUUCUGGCGGAGAACGGGGUGGAGGACAUCGUCAUCCUGGAGGCGACCGACCGAAUCGGAGGCAGGAUACGCAAGGAGGCGUUCGGGGGCGUGUCGGUGGAGCUCGGCGCCGGCUGGAUCGUCGGCGUCGGAGGCAAGGUGCCGAAUCCCGUCUGGGAGCUCGCCGCCAAGUCCUCGCUCCGGACGUGCUUCUCCGAUUACAGUAAUGCUCGCUACAACAUCUACGAUCGCAGCGGGAAGAUAUUCCCGAGUGGACUCGCCGCCGACUCGUACGAGAAGGCGGUGGACUCGGCUAUCGAGAAGCUGAGAAACCAGCAGGAAACGGAUCGCGGUGGCGACUUCUCCGGAGAUACGGAGCAACCUCCUCCGACGCCGAAGUCGCCGAUUGAUCUCGCCAUCGACUUCAUUCUUCACGACUUCGAGAUGCCAGAGGUCCAGCCUAUAUCGACUUUUCUUGAUUAUGGGGAGCGAGAAUUUUUAGUGGCGGAUGAGAGGGGAUAUGAGAAUUUGCUAUACAAAAUGGCGCAAGAUUUUCUUUUUACGUCAGAGGGCAAGAUUUUGGACAGUCGUCUUCAACUCAAUAAGGUUGUCCGGGAAAUACAACACUCGAGAACCGGAGUUACUGUUACUACGGAAGAUGGUUGUGUCUACAAUGCCAAUUACGCGAUUUUGUCCGUUAGCAUUGGAGUUCUCCAGAGUGACCUCAUCUUGUUCAGGCCAUCAAUGCCCAGAUGGAAGAUGGAGGCGAUAGAGAAGCUUGACGUGAUGGUUUACACGAAAAUUUUCCUGAAGUUUCCGUAUAAGUUCUGGCCUUGUGGACCCGAGAAAGAGUUCUUCAUAUAUGCACACGAACGGAGAGGUUAUUACACAUUUUGGCAGCACAUGGAGAAUGCAUACCCUGGUUCCAAUAUUCUUGUUGUGACAUUGACAAAUGGAGAAUCAAAGCGUGUGGAGAAUCAAUCUGACGAAGAAACGCUGAAAGAGGCCAUGGAGGUGCUUAGGGACAUGUUUGGGCCCAAUAUACCUAAUGCCACUGAUAUACUCGUGCCCCGCUGGUGGAAUAACAGGUUCCAGCGAGGCAGCUACAGCAACUACCCCGCCAUUUUCAAUCAUCAGGUUGUUCAAAACAUUAAGGCACCGGUAGGACGCAUCUUUUUCACUGGUGAACACACAAGCGAAAGAUUCAACGGUUAUGUACAUGGUGGAUACCUCGCAGGCAUAGACACGAGUAAAGCUUUGUUGGAGGAGAUGAGGAAGGAGAAGGAAAGGAAUAGCCAGAAUCAGUCGUUUUUGUUAGAGCCCUUGUUAGCAGUGACUUUAACACAGACAGAUUCAUCGGUCUCGGGAAGCGUACAACAUAAAUCUGAUAUUCCUAAACAUUUGCAUCUCAGCGGCAAGGUAAGUAUUCCAAGAUCCAUCUUAUGACUAGAUGGCCCCACUGAGACUAGCACUGCUAUCGGUGGCAGUAUCUCCUCGAUCGACAAACAUGAGGAUGCGAUCAAUGACGGAGAAGGUCAGGGAGGUAUCGACAGUGAUGGAAGCCCCCCGAUAGCAGAGAAGUAGCUGCCAGAAGAUGCAGAA